AUGAACGCUCUGGACGAUGAUCGGCUGUCCAACAGCUCAAACGACUCGGACAACGAUAACGACAAUGACCGCCUUGAUCAGGACAAUGACGUGGACGAGGCAAUGGAGGAUGUAGACGAUAAUGGCGAUCAAGAUCAGGACCAAGACCAAGACCAAGAUGCAGAAGGCGACGAUGACGAUAAUAACGACGACGACGACGACGACGACGACGAGAAUGGCGACGCCAAUGACGAUGCUGACGCUGACGGAGAUGGAGAUGGAGAUGGAGAUGGAGAUGGAGAUGGCGAUGGUGACGCUGAGGGAGACGAGAGUCAGCCUCCAGCUACCGACUCUAACGAUCAAACAAGUACACACAUCAAGACCGAGUCCAAUGACGAUGCGCAAGACCGUAAAUCUACAACUCCUUCACCAAGCUCGGGUUUAAAGUGGCCCCAACCUCGACCAGAAGCCAUCAAUGCCCGUCUUUAUGAUAUUGUACCAACUAUGGCUGCACCUCAAUCGACCAGUGUUAAUGCCAUGGCCAUCACACCGGAUUUGCGGUACUGGAUAACGGGAGGUUCUGACGGCUACAUCCGCAAAUAUGAUGGUCCAAAUACCAUCAAUGGAAAGCUGGCUUUGACCGUAGCCCAGAGACAUCCGUUUGUGGACAGUGUUACGAAAGCUGGCAUCCUCAUGUCGUACUGGGAAAACGAGGAGCCGGCACCUCCUGGUCGAGGCGAUCAAGAGCACAUACUCUCACCCGUCUACUCUCUCGCUGUCCACUCCGAAGCUCUCUGGCUUUUGUCUGGUCUUGAAUCUGGAGGUAUCAACCUACAGAGUGUUCGGCACGACGAAGGUAAACGAAUUCAUUGCCUGCAGCAACACACGAACGCCGUGUCCGUCUUGACCUUGGCACAGGAUGAGAAGAGUGUUCUUAGUGGCGGAUGGGACAAGAAUAUCUUUGACUGGGACCUGAACACCGGUCAGACAAUCCGCAGCUUUGAUGGAAACGCUGGUCAAAUCUCGGCUCUUGAGCUUCGCCCUGCUAGCGGAGCUCCAAUCCCCGAAGGAGAUGACGAGCCACUCCCUUCUACCACGAUAGCCACCAACAAUGGAGCUCCAAUCACCAACGGGAGCUUCACAGACGGACUGACUCAGGAUGGAGUAGACGAUAUGAAUGCUGACUUCAACCCUGACACAGCCACUGGCGAUGGCCAAGCAUCACCUGCUCAUGAUAGUCUCUUCGGUGGCAGCGACGCAGGCAGUUUGUUCGGCGAGACAAAAGAGGAUCAGCCAUUCGGGCACGAUGACGAUGAAUUCGGCGCUGGAUCUAUGGACAUGAUGCCUGGUCAUGGCCACGAUAGCGCAAUGGACCACUCCGCAGAUAUGGCUGCUCUCGAUGCAGGAAAAGAUAUAGAAACACAGCCGGCUCCUGCCGUUGAACCUCCACCACCAGAAACAUCACAGGAUGCAGGUGAUGCCAUGGACGUAGACCUCGUCCCGGCCCCAACACAGACUGCAGAAUCUUCUCAGCCAAUACAAUCGACUCAAACGACUCAAGACUCUCAACCCCCUGCCUCCCAAGAACCCCCCGCUUCACCCUCUCUCAUGCUAACAUCCUCCCACGCCCCAACGCAGCACGACCCCUCGCAAACAUCUCCAACAACAUUCCUCUCCGCGGCUAUGGAUGGAUCGCUUCGUAUCUGGGACAGACGCCAACCUGACCCUGUCGCGCGGAUAGGUACUCGCAACGGUGUUCCCCCAUGGUGCAUGGGCGCGUGUUGGAGUCCAUCUGGCAAUGCCAUCUACGCAGGCCGUCGUAACGGCACUGUUGAAGAGUUCGACAUUCACAAAGCAAAGAGAAAUUGGGAACCGCAGAGAACACUCAAGUUCCCUGCUGGCAGCGGAGCCGUCAGCGCCGUCAGACCCAUGGUAAACGGCCGCCAUCUCGUCUGUGCCUCCCAUGAUAUCCUACGUCUUUAUGACCUCCGCGAUACUCGUGCUUUCAAACAUUCCACCGUUCCGUUCCUCAUCAUUCCCGGCCCUCCCCGCGCAGGCGUCAUCUCCAGUCUCUACAUUGACCCAACCAGUCGCUUCAUGCUCAGUGCUGCGGGUACUAGAGGCUGGGAGGGUACCAGUACUGAAGUUCUUAUCGGUUAUGAGAUCAAGGUCACCGAUGGAUGA
Fusarium coffeatum is the source of this 2163-nucleotide messenger RNA. RefSeq lists its product as uncharacterized. Gene Ontology annotation, cellular component: SAGA complex. NCBI's taxonomy places the organism in Eukaryota, Fungi, Ascomycota, Sordariomycetes, Hypocreales, Nectriaceae. Gene Ontology annotation, molecular function: transcription coregulator activity; TBP-class protein binding. Bases 1 to 2163 code for a protein of 720 amino acids. The transcript is spliced from 2 exons. The record is from RefSeq and is a predicted model, not a curated record. Gene Ontology annotation, biological process: regulation of transcription by RNA polymerase II; chromatin organization.